AUGCCAGCGGCGUCAACUACGGGACUCGCCAUUGCCCCGCCGGGAGUACUACGCGGCCGCCAGCCCGGCGUGUACACGCCCUGGGAUUCCGCCAAGGCGCAGGCCAACGGCUACUCCCACAAGUUGUGGCACAACCAGCACCAGCGCUUCGACACGCACGCCGAGGCCAACGCGUACAUGGCGGGCUACAACGGCGGCACCGGCAAGGCCGGCAAUCCCCCUGUGCGCGAGUAA
Messenger RNA from Phytophthora sojae, 234 nucleotides. RefSeq lists its product as hypothetical. The record is from RefSeq and is a predicted model, not a curated record. The transcript has 2 exons. Lineage: Eukaryota; Oomycota; Peronosporomycetes; Peronosporales; Peronosporaceae. The coding region runs from base 1 to 234 and encodes 77 amino acids.